GAGGCGGGGAGAUGCGGAGAAAGGGCAGGGGAGAAGCAGCGAGCCGAGUAGGGGCGGGGCGCGAAGAGGCCGGGCGUGGAGCCCAUUGAGUCCAGAGUAUGGAAAGGGGUGGUGAGCAGAGGGGGUGAGACGAAAAGGUGAUAGCCCCGUCAUUGAGUGAAGAUAGGUGCAGGGCCACGAGAGAUCGAAAGGCAAAGUCUCUAAGGGACGGGGCGAGGCGUAGGCUCGGGAAGAGCAGCUGGUCCAGGUCCAGCGGGAAAAGAUCGCUGAUAAGGGGCAGGUCGAGGAACUGGGAGCAAAGGCAAAUCGGGAAGCAAGCUCUGGGUUCCAGCCACGCUGCGCGCUGCCCCGUGAUGAACCCUGCUGGCCCUUCGUGGCCGAGACUCCGAGUCCUGUGGGUGCUGUGGUCACUGAUGGCGGUGCUGUUGUCACCGUGGAGGCUGUGGGCUGUCGAGGAUAACCAGGAGUGCACCUGGCAGGUUGUCCUGAACAAGUUCGAGACGAUAGGCAAGAACCAUGGGAGUGACCGCUUCUUUGAGCAAGAACCCCUGGACACAGUGGACAAUUUGUUUGGUCUUCUGGUGGACGCGCCUAUCGACCCGGAGGAGAAAUACCUGGGCUUCCCUUACUACCUGAAGAUCAACUACUCCUGCAAAGGAGAGUCCUCCGAGGCUCUGGUCCGCAAGGGCCACCUGACGGGGCUGAAGCCUGUGGUGCUGGUCAUCUUCCAGUCCCCAGUUAACUUCAAUCGCUGGAAGUUAGAACAGCUGCAGAUCCAGAUGGAGGCAGCCCCUUUCCGCAGCAAAGAGCAGUGCAGUGCAGAGGAGGUGUGUAUCAUGAGCUGGUACACACCCAUGCCCGUCAAGAAUGGCAGUGUGGUCAUGCGUGUGGAUGUCAGCAGCAAUGGCCUCGGGCCCUUCAUCCCCAAUAAAAGGUUUCUGGUGAACAUCAAUGGCUUCUUGAAGAGACAGCAAGACAACAGACUCCAGUUCACUGUGGGAAAUGAGCUCUUCAAUCUGAUACCCCGGUACUUUGUGAAUGCCCCAUCGAGGCCCCUGUGGUAUACUGUGGACCAGACACCUGUGCUCAUCCUGGGUGGAAUUCCUGAGGAGAAGUCAGUUCUGCUGACUGACACCAGCUUUACGGACUUUUUUCUUGUGGAGUUGAGCAUUGACAGUUGCUGGGUAGGCUCCUUCUACUGCCCCCAGGGUAACUUCACCGCCACCAUCUACGAUGCCAUCGCCACAGAGAGCACACUUUUUAUUCGGCAGAACCAGCUCGUCUACUAUUUUACAGGCAACUAUACCAUACUCCACGAGAGCAACCAAGGCAGCGAGAGCUGGGUUCGUGUACUGCCCAACGAGUGCAUCAAGAAGCUGUGCCCCGUGCAUUUUCAUGGAAAUGGCUCCGAGUACAUCAUGGCCCUCACCAUUGGGAAGCACGAAGGUUAUGUCCACUUUGGGACUAUUACAGAUGGCCUUGUUUCCUUCCAGAUGCUGCCCAGGCAGCAGUCCGUGUGCAAAAGGAUACAAGUUGCCAUCUGCUCCAUAACCUGGGCUGUAUACACUGAGAUUAACUACAACCUACUGCUGCUGGUGGAGAUUGAAGACACUGCUGCCAGGAAGUAUUUCCAGAUGGUCGGCUACAACCUGGGUAAUUGGGGUACUAUGGGUGGGGGGCUUGAGCGCACAGCAGACAAUGGGAGGGAAAUGUUGCUCGUGUCACUCCUAGGUAAGGGGUGGUGGUGGCGAACAGGCUUGCUCAAAGCCUCAGGAGAUUUUGCUGUGUUCUCUUCACCUGCAGUCAAUGAUUACCUGUCCAUUCUCUACACCAUCCCGGAAUUCAUUCCUGAUGCUCGAGGCCUGGAGUUCCUGAUGAUCCUAGGGACAGAGUCUUACACCAGCUUCCCGAUGGUGCCCAAGGGCAUGUCCUACAACUCAUUUAAUAAUCUGCUGUUCAUCUGGGGUAACUUCCUCCUGCAGAGUUAUGACACUGAAAACUUCAUCUACCUGGCGGACUUCCCCAAGGAGCUAUCCAUCAAGUACAUGGUCAACUCGUUCCAUGGAGACAUAGCUAUUGUCACUGAGACUGAGGAGAUCUGGUACCUCGUGGAGGGCAGCUAUCACGUGUACAAGUUGUUCCCAUCCAAGGGCUGGAAUGUGUACAUCAGCCUCCAGGUGAUGCAGCAGUCCUCUCUCUAUGCUUCCCAUGAGACCAUGGUCACCCUCUUCUAUGAAGACAGCAAUCUGUACCAGCUGGUGUACCUUGUAAACAACCAGCAGGGCCAGCUCAUCAAGAGGCUUGUGCCUGUGGAGCAACUUCUGAUGCACCAGCAGCUCAGUGACCCCUACUCCUUGCAGCAGCAAAAGAGUCACCUGAAACUCUCCUUCACCAACUUCUGCCCCUUCACGGUGAUGCGCCUGCGGGACCUGCCCGACCAGAAGAUCUACACGCGCCAGGAGCUCUACCGGGCGCAGCCGCCGCACGUCCUGGAGCCGUCGGGCUUCCACACCGAGAACUCACUCGCUGUCUAUCAGGGCCUCGUCUACUACCUGCUCUGGCUGCACUCCAAAUACCACAAGCCUUAUGCCGACCCCGUGCACGACUCCACCUGGCGUUGGUGGAAGAACAAGAAACAGGACCAGGACUACUACUACUACCUGGUGAGCAACGGGAAGAGUGCGGGUAACGUGCACAUUGACAUGGCCAACUACAAAAAGAUCUACGACGUCAAGACUGAGUACCAGCUGCCGGAGCGCAUCUUCCUGGAUAAGGGCACCAGCUACAGCUUCUCCAUCUUCCUGACCUCCCGGGGCCACUCGAUCAAGAAUGAGCUGGAGCCAGGCAACCUCUUCCAGCUGCUGAGCCAGGUGGACCUGGGCGUGGUGCUGGCCGACCCCAGCUGCAUUGAGGCGGUGGUGAGGCAGCAGGUCCUUAUUAAACGCAACUCAGUGCUUUUCAGGGUUAUGCUCCGUGAUAGAAGUGUUUGCUUUGACCAGGGAAUUAGUGGCCAUCACCUCAUGAAGACGGCCAUGCUGGUCAAGGUGGCGGGGUCAGCUGGGCACUGCGUCCAGAACACGAUCCAGGGGCUCCGCAUGCAAGGUAACUUGAUGGUGCCAGUGCUUAUAGGCUGUCCACCGGGAAAGCGCCUGGCCUUUGACAUCACCUACACCCUGCAGUACAACAACCUACAGAACAGACACUAUUUUGACUGCGUUCACGUAGACCCCGAGAUGCCCUGCUUCCUCUUCCGUGACAUCUUCCACCCCUUCUUCUUGAUCCAAGAUUUGGUGACGGGAGAGUCUGGCAGUUUUGAGGGCAGCUAUGUACUGAAGGUGGUGGGUGGAGGUCCCACCCUGGACACCAUCAAGGAAUACAGCGAGGAGGAGAUUUACCGCUUCAACAGCCCCCUGGACAACACCUACAGCCUCAUCUGGACCACCAAGAACUCAACAGCUACCAAGGACUUGGCUUUCAACAUCAUGUCCCACAACAUGGGCAUUGAGUGGCUGUGUCUGGAGAACUCUCCAUGCCAUGACACCGUUCCCCAUAGCAUCUUCGCCCCCGAAUUCUUCUUCAAGGUGCUGGUGAGCAACAGAGGUGUGGACAAGAGCACAUACUGUGACUACCAGCUCACCUUCCUGCUACAUCUACACGGGCUUCCACUCAAUGCCAAGCGAGCCCUCUUCAUCCUCAUGGUGUCAACCAGUGUGUUUCUUGGCCUGGUGAUCCUCUACAUCAUCAUCUGCCUCUUGCUGCCCCUUAUGUUGAAGAUGUGCAAUACCCUCCGCUGGAAGAUCAACAACAUCAUGGCAUCAGAUUCCUACUAUUCCUACAGCUCCUCUUCUAUAGCCUUCAGCAGGUCAUCUGAGACCAGAUUUAGUGUUGACUCCAAAGUUGGCUCCAAGGUGGCAGUGAACAAGGCUGAACCUGAGGAAGCUGCGAAGAAGUCACUGACCUAGGCCGCUUACCUGCCCCAUCCACUCUCAUUCCUUCCUUCCUGGGCCAUCUUUGAAAUGCAACUGUCACCCAUCCCAAACCUGUCUCUCUGUUUUGCUUAAAUUUUCAUUUCUCUUUCAGACCACACAGCCACAUAGGUCAUUAAAAUACCAAAGUCCUUCUGUGCCAGCUGGUAAAUAGUGGCUUCUCUAUGUGCCUGCCGACUAAGCCCCGCCCCAGGGCGCCCAUGACCUCUCUACAGUCCAGCAGGGUCCUCCAUGACCCAGGCCCAUUGCUAUGG
Molecule: messenger RNA, 4240 nt
Organism: Myotis brandtii (Brandt's bat)
Lineage: Eukaryota; Metazoa; Chordata; Mammalia; Chiroptera; Vespertilionidae
Gene: CATSPERG
Product: catsper channel auxiliary subunit gamma
Exons: 29
Coding region: 354-3962 (1202 amino acids)
Cellular component (GO): sperm principal piece; motile cilium; CatSper complex
Source: RefSeq, a predicted model, not a curated record